CGAAAUUAAUUUGGUUUUUAGUUUAGCCAAACGAAUUUAAUUGAAGUUUAGCACCGACAUCUGCAUUAAUUAGUAGUCGCACAACUUAAUAACUGUAAUUGAAUUCCAUUGGACAUUCCCCUGGCAAAUUGAGCGAACAAAUGGCUUGUUGUCCGCACAAUUAGUGUCAGAAGGGGGUGGCUGAUUGGUUUCGAUUGUUGGCCAACCCGUCAAAGCUGUCUGCAACUGUUCUUCAGCGGUGCUGUCUGCCCCAAUUGAUGAGACUGUGCAUCGAAGCCAUGUUCCCGGGCGACUGCACAUCAUCUCCUGUGCUGUGUUGCGCGACAGACCAGGCAGCUCUCAUGCAUCCCAGGCACUUGAUGGCGAAGACCUUGCUCGUCGCGACACCGCCAACGCUGCGUAUGAGCAUUGUGCAGAUGACUUUGUCGAUUUGCUCGCUGCUUUCAUUAUCAAUGUCAAUGUAGUGGAACCGUUUCACUAUUCGCCAGAUCUUUCCGUCGCUGUUUCUGUGGCCGACUGUUUGGUACUGUCUCACCCUGAGAUGAGGGAAAGAGGUCAUACAGUAGGUCCGAUUCGUUCAUUAUUGUUUCGAUGAGCAAAUGAAGGAAAUGACUCUCCACUCUGAUAAGACCUGAGACUUGAGCUGUGAGCAAUGCCUCUCUCUCUCUCUUUCUGCACUUUCACUCUUAGCCUCUUCUCUUGUUAUUGCAUUGAUGGGGGAGAAGAUAUUGAAUGCUUUUGUUCAGUUUACACAUUGAUUUGCAUUCACAUUUGCAGUUUAUUGUCCGAGAGGUGCGGAGGCACUCGCACAUUCGUUAUUUUUAGCGCGAAAUUACGAAAUAUUUUCUCCGUUUCUGCUUUUGUGCUUUUCUGAUUUGUUUAUUAAUUUCUUGCAUUGAAAAUGCGCCUACGUAGCGUGAAAUAUUGCCGGGCCGUUUUCGUCUGUAGGAUGAGCACUGCGGGCACCGAUGGAGGAGGCGGAGGAGGAGGCGGAGGUGGAUGUGGAGGAGAAGGUGCACCGCCCUCAACGCCAUCACCGUCUGGCCACGGACCGGGUUCGGGAUCAAGUCGUCGCCUCAGCCACUUGUCGGGCAGCAGCGGAAGCACCCGUUCAGGAGGAGCCGCCACCAUGGGCAACGUGGUCGGCUGGCUGAAGCAGGCUUCCAUCGAGGUGCGCGACGCAGGCACUCGCACCCUGUCCAUGCUCCAGAGCAGCAAUCCAAACUUUCGCUCGCUUGAUCUGUCGCUGGGAACGCCGACGACCACUGUGCCCACCGCGACAACCGGACCCGCCGCGGCAUCGAGUGCCGCCGCCUCCCUGUGCGGCUCGACCAACUUUGGCAACGAAGAGGACCCCAGCGGCAGCCAGUCCUUGACGCCGCUGCUGACACACUCCACGCGCGCGUACGUCUACGCCUCUGUCAGCCAGCCACAGAGUCCGCGCCAUCGCGGUUCAGCGUCGCGGGCAGCACCUCCAGGCCUGAACGGCCGCUCCACGUCGAUUUCCUCGCAGCUGGAGAAGACCAAGAAGCUGCUGAAGAUGACCGAGGGCGACGACAAGCCCCUGACUAUUUUGCACUACAACGAUGUCUACAACAUCGAGUCCAUGGCUGAGACGGAGCCGGUGGGCGGGGCAGCCCGAUUUGCCACCGCCAUCAAGAGCUAUGCACAUCUCAAUCCGCUGGUGCUCUUCAGCGGAGACGCCUUCUCGCCCAGCAUGUUGAGCACCUUCACCCAGGGAGAACAGAUGGUUCCGGUGCUCAAUUCGGUGGGAACACACUGCGCCGUCUUUGGCAACCAUGAUUUUGAUCACGGCCUGGAUGUGCUGGUGAAAUUGAUCAAACAGACGGAAUUCCCCUGGCUCAUGUCCAAUGUGGUGGACAACGAGACCGGCCGUCCCUUGGGCGGGGGCAAGAUCUCCCACUUCAUCUUGCACAACCAGAUCUCCAUUGGCCUGAUUGGGCUGGUGGAGCGCGAGUGGCUGGAGACGCUGCCCACCAUAGACCCCAACGAAGUGACAUUCAUCGACUACGUGGAGGCGGGCAAUCGUCUGGCCCGUGAGCUGCGCAACGAGGGCUGCGACCUGAUCAUUGCCCUGACCCACAUGCGCACCCCCAACGACAUCAAUCUCGCAGAGAAGUGCAACGGCAUCGACAUCAUCCUGGGCGGACACGACCACGUCCGGGAGGUGACGGAGAUCAACGGCAAAAUGAUCGUCAAGUCCGGAACGGACUUCCAGCAGUUCUCGGUCAUCACCAUCGAGCGGGAUCCCGCCAAUCGGGAGCACUUUACCACGGAUGUAAAGUGUGUGGACGUGACAGCCAAAAUACCGGAGGACCCGGAGCUCAAGGAGGAACUCUCCAAGUACUCAAAGUUCAUUGAGAGCAAGCUGUCGGAUGUGAUGGGGGUGUUCAGCGUGGAGCUGGACGGACGCUUCUCCCGGGUGCGCACCCAGGAGACGAAUCUCGGCAAUUGGGUGUGCGACGUGGUCCUGGCUGCGGUUGGCGCCGAUGUGGUCAUUCUCAAUGGCGGCACCUUCCGCUCGGACCGCAUCCAUCCAGUAGGAGCCUUCACCAUGGGGGACCUGGUAAAUGUCAUACCCAUGAGGGAUCCCCUGAUCCUGCUCGAGGUCAGCGGCCGUGUCUUGUGGCAGGCCCUCGAGAACGGCGUAUCGGCCUAUCCCAAGCUGGAAGGACGCUUUCCCCAAGUGGCUGGCAUCAGCUUCGCCUUCAAUCCACUGGCAGAGCCCGGCAAGCGCAUCGAUCCCCAGUUGAUCCAGGUGGGCGAUGAGUACCUCAACUUGGAGCAGACCUACAAGCUCUGCGUGAAGAGCUACAUCUUCAUGGGCUGCGAUGGCUAUACCAUGUUCAAAGGUGUCAAUGUUCUCAUGGAUGACGAUGCCUGUCCAGAGCUGGGAAUAACACUGCAGAAUCACUUCAAGGCCAUCAAUUCGCGCAAGUGCGGCCAGAACACCAAGCACCGACAGUCGCUGGUGACGCUCUCGCGGAGGCAUAGCCUGGUUCAGUGCUUGGACAGCAUGGACUUGGACGGCCCAUCGCCCAUCCGCAAGCUGUCUGUGGGCCACCACAACAAGUCGAUGGAUCUGUCGCAUGGCAACUCGCAGAAGAUGCUGCGUCGUGCCUCCCUCGAUGAUCUGGAGCAGUCCUCGUGCGAACUGGCGCCGCAGCUGGAGCAUCGCAUCGUGAUGAUUCAAAACGAAGAGCAUCAUCGGCAGCUUCUGUACAAAAAGGAGACGCAGAUUAUGAACUCUACGAUAACCGAGGCUGAGGACGAUUACAAGUCUAGACAAUUUGAUUUUAAGCCAGGGUCCGGGGUGGAGAGACAUAUUUGAUAAGGAUAAGCACAGACAGACAAAGUAUUUAGCUAGUUAGUUAGUUUUGCAGGCCAGUCCAAACCAGACCCGACCAGACCCCUGGGAUCUAUCACCUAUUGCUGUCCAUGUAUUGCUGUUCUUUGUUACUGAUCUUCGUUUUGGCUAAGUUUCGUUGUAAACGUUUUUAAGGCUCCUCCAAAACUAGAUAUUGAUAUUAUGUAUCUGUAGUCCUUAUGUGUACCUAAAGAUUACCAAUAGUUAAACUUAAUUUUAAUUAGAUAAACUGAUUGAUUCACAGCUGA
Messenger RNA from Drosophila pseudoobscura, 3636 nucleotides. Its product is annotated as mannosylglucosyl-3-phosphoglycerate phosphatase. The coding region runs from base 902 to 3352 and encodes 816 amino acids. The transcript has 10 exons. The record is from RefSeq and is a predicted model, not a curated record. Gene Ontology annotation, biological process: nucleotide catabolic process. Gene Ontology annotation, molecular function: hydrolase activity. NCBI's taxonomy places the organism in Eukaryota, Metazoa, Arthropoda, Insecta, Diptera, Drosophilidae.